CCUGCGAGAUGUUACCGUCAGAUAAAGGGAAAGCCAUACCCUAAAUCCAGAUACUGCCGUGGAGUUCCCGAUCCCAAGAUCCGGAUUUACGAUGUUGGUAUGAAGAAGAAAGGAGUCGACGAGUUCCCUUACUGUGUCCACUUGGUUUCGUGGGAGAAAGAGAACGUUUCGAGCGAAGCUCUUGAAGCCGCGCGUAUCGCUUGCAACAAGUACAUGGUCAAAUCCGCGGGAAAAGACGCGUUCCAUCUCCGUAUUAGGGUUCACCCUUUCCAUGUCCUGAGGAUCAACAAGAUGCUUUCCUGCGCCGGAGCUGAUAGGCUUCAGACCGGUAUGAGAGGUGCCUUUGGUAAGGCUCUUGGUACUUGUGCUAGAGUCGCCAUUGGUCAGGUUCUGCUCUCUGUUCGUUGCAAAGACAAUCACGGCCAUCAUGCUCAGGAGGCGCUUCGACGUGCUAAGUUCAAGUUCCCUGGCCGUCAAAAGAUUAUUGUUAGCAGGAAAUGGGGAUUCACCAAGUUUAACCGUGCGGAUUACACUAAGCUAAGACAAGAGAAGAGGAUUGUUCCUGAUGGUGUGAACGCCAAGUUUCUGUCUUGCCAUGGUCCGUUGGCUAGGCGUCAGCCUGGAAGUGCGUUCUUGUCACUUGGUGCACAAUGA
Messenger RNA from Thlaspi arvense, 654 nucleotides. Lineage: Eukaryota; Viridiplantae; Streptophyta; Magnoliopsida; Brassicales; Brassicaceae. The record is from the annotation of a GenBank genome assembly.